CUUCAAGCUGCUGACUGAGGAGAAGCCAUUAUCUGUCCGUCAUAGUGCAUAUCACGGCACGGGGGCUCUUUCAGACUGCAAUUGAAGUCCUGGUUCAGAUCCAAAUCCUGAUGUGAAAUGAGUACAGAGUUCCGCAAACUGCUUUUUGAAGUUUCUGAGGCUUUGGUGACAGACGAACUGUCAGCUCUUAAAUUCCUCAGCCUGGACUAUGUUGCCAAGGGGACGCUGGAAACCAUCCAUGAGCCCAAGGCCUUCUUUGAAGUUCUGCAGGAGAGAGACAUGAUUGAGGCAGGGAACCUGUUCUUCCUGAAGGAGCUGCUCUACCGGAUCCGUCGGAUCGACCUCCUGUCUGCCCACCUGGGCUCCAGCCGGGAGGAGAUGGAGAGGGAGCUGCGGGUCCCGGGCAGGGCACAGGUGUCAGAUUACAGGCAACUGCUGUAUGAAAUUGCAGAGGAUUUGACUUCAGAAAAUGUCCAAAAAGUGAAGUUCCUGCUCCGAGGACCACUACUAAAGAGCAAGCUCCAGGAAAAUGCUUCAAUGUUGCAGGUCUUUCUGGAAAUGGAAAUAAAUGGGAUAAUUGAUGAAGAUAACCUGACAGUGCUGAAAGAUAUAUUUCAGGGAUUUAGAGCUGACUUAAAGAAAAAAAUUGAUGCCUAUGAAGAAAAAAAAAGAGAAAAGUAUUCUAGGGAAGAAGUCCGCUAUCCUGUGUCUGUGUCUGUGUAUCCAGAGGAACAAGGGGCAGCAAAACAGUAUGGGAAAAUAUAUAAGAUGAAAAAUAACCCCCAUGGUUACUGCUUAAUUAUUAACAACCACAUUUUUAAAAAUCCACAUCACAAUAGAGAGGGAACAUUGCAAGAUGGAGAGGCUGUGAAGAAGGUCUUUAAGUGGCUUCAGUUUGAGACAGUUGAGUACAUGGAUCUAGAAGGAAAAAAAAUAUAUGACACAGUUGAAGAAUACAGCAAGAAAGAUCAUAGAAAUAUGGACUGUUUUGUUUGCUUCAUUUUCUCCCAUGGUGAAAAAGACAAAAUAAAAGGUGUUGAUGAUGAGUGUGUAAAUAUUGAAGCUUUAGUCUCCCGCUUCACUGGAACUAAUUGUCCUUCUCUUGCUGGCAAACCCAAGGUGUUUAUUAUCCAGGCUUGCCAAGGCUCUGAACGUCAUCCAUCUGUUGCAGUAGAAUCAGACUCUUCUGGACAUCUUGAGGUGGAUGCUAGACCUUCGACUUCCAUUCCUGAUAGGGCUGAUUUUCUGAUUGGCAUGGCUACAGUGGAGGACUACCUGUGCUACCGCAGUCCCAAUACUGGCAGUGUUUACAUUCAAUCCCUCUGUGAGAACAUGAAGUCGCUCUGCCCACAGCGCGUGGAUCUCGCAACCAUCCUGACAAAAGUGAACCAUGAAGUGGCAACAAAAGACAUAAAAGGAUUUAAGCAAAUGCCAAAGAUAACAUCGACACUACUGAAACUAUUGAUCUUUGAAGUUCCACAAUGAAAAGCAGACAAGUAAGAAUACACUCAGUUAGGAAUGACAUCUGGGCUUUGACAUAGAAGUGAACUUACAUGAGAAAUUAUCUGGAUCUAUGUAGUAGCCCUAGCCCUUUAAGGAGGCAUAGGACCUAAAUUUUUCAAAUUCCAUAUUGAAUCAGUCUUCCAAUACCUGGAUCUGUAAGAGUCGGGUAAGGCUGUGGAAAACUACAAAUCAUCAUGCUUUUUUUCCGGCAGAAGCAGUGGAGUAUGUUCAAUCUGGGUUUCAAGUGAGACAGGACUUCCAAGUAGUACUGUAAAUGUUAUUGGAAUUGUCAAUAAAGUCCCAUUUGUGUCUGAGUUAAGUCCCUAAAAUCUGCAAAAAAAGAACAGAUUGAGAAAGCUGGAUGCAUUCCCAAGCAGCAUGUGUUACUGCCUUACCCAGAGGUGAAUCGUUGUCUGUCUUUGGAAGCUACAAAUGUUCAUGGAAAAUAACAUCCUGCUCCAGAAGGAUCAAAACCCCCUGAUUAUGUUAGUUUGGUUCUUUUCAUCUAAAUAUUUGGUUUAUGUCAAUUAUCUUCUUGAAUAAACAGCCCAACUGUGUAAGUUUUUCAAUAAUAAAAGUUCUCACUUUGCUAUUUCUCAGAGUUCUCAGAGCACAGUGUCUUGAUUGAAUGUGGAAUACUGGAAAGAAGUUCUGUAAUCAUGUUUCUGUUAGAAUAAAUUCUCUUGGUUUUUAUAUCA
Messenger RNA from Melospiza georgiana, 2201 nucleotides. Its product is annotated as caspase-8-like. Gene Ontology annotation, biological process: proteolysis; apoptotic process; regulation of apoptotic process. The transcript is spliced from 8 exons. Bases 118 to 1485 code for a protein of 455 amino acids. Gene Ontology annotation, molecular function: protein binding; cysteine-type endopeptidase activity. Lineage: Eukaryota; Metazoa; Chordata; Aves; Passeriformes; Passerellidae. The record is from RefSeq and is a predicted model, not a curated record.